This is a messenger RNA of Tremella mesenterica DSM 1558, 996 nucleotides long. RefSeq lists its product as uncharacterized. The coding region runs from base 1 to 996 and encodes 331 amino acids. NCBI's taxonomy places the organism in Eukaryota, Fungi, Basidiomycota, Tremellomycetes, Tremellales, Tremellaceae. The record is from RefSeq and is a predicted model, not a curated record. The transcript has 6 exons.
AUGCCCAGAAAGCAUCGCAAGCCGGGUAGCCUGGACGUAAGAAGCGAGCCCGUUUGGCGGCCGAUAGGAUGUUUGAACCAGAGAGACGCCCCUGACGGACUGGUCAGAAACCCAAAACCACUCAAAGAUCCCGAACAGAAGAUGAACGAUCUUGUGUCGGAGUGGGUAGAUCAGCCAAUGAGGACCAUCUCAGCAUCUGAGUAUCCUCUUGCCGUGAGAUGCACUCUCCCUGACGCUGGGGAGUCAGUUGGGCGUCCGAAGUACUGGGCCAUGGGUUUCAAAAGAAUCACUCAGUCUCAGGACAACAGGAUCAUCCAAAGGUGCUGGAAAGACAUUGUCGACGCCAAUAUUAUCCCUUCAUGCGGCUCAUCUUCACGCUCCAAAGAUGAUAAUCGAUCAUAUCAUGCGGGAAUUUGGCACCCACCCACCCAAUCUGACGUCCCUUUCUACUCAAAAGACGCCCUCCAAUUCCCCAUCAAAGCUAUGAUGAGCGCCUUUGCAAAGAUUGCUGGCAGAGGUGCACGUCAAGCUCUUCAGAAGUAUGAUAGGGAUGUGUAUGUCCGACUUACCCACACACACUUUCUCAGUCCAUUCUUGGCUGAUUACUCUAAGGGUGAUCUUGCUAUGACCAAAGCCGAGCUGGUGGAUCUGAAGUUAGGACGUGUGGGUACGAUGCUUGCCAUCGCAGAUGGACAGUCAGAAGGCUGGCACUUCGAUAGGGGGGACGACGAUGAUACAUAUUCGGUUGUGUUUGUGUUUGGGGAAGGUGGAUGGGAUACCAGUGAGAAGCAAGGCAAUCUGGUCAUCCCACAGCUCAACCUUGAGUUCGAACUGAACGUCGGAGAUGUUCUCUUCUUCCAAGCCUCCCAUCUUCUACAUUAUGUCCUACCCCUCAAUCCUGAAGACACUGAUAAGAGGAUUGUUCUCACCGUGUUCACCUGCAAAAGGCUGUCUAAUCAUUUCAAAAGGUACGGCUUUCCCAGGCCAUCCGUUUAG